UGAGAGUGAGGGGGAUGACCGGAUGUGAAGGCUGAUCCACCGCGCUGCCGCCGGCCGCCUGCCCUCCCAUCUCCCCGCCGCGGCCGCGGCGCCGCUCGUGUGAUGGCCGCCGCCUCGGCGCCGUGGGUGGUCGCGGGCCUCCCGCCCGCCUGUCAGCCUCCCGGCAGCUGGCCGCCUCCUGUGCCUGCGCGCUGCGCCUGUCGCCGCCCGUCAGCGAGCCGGUGGCCGCCAGGUUCCACGUCGGUGUCACCCUCGCGCAAUCGCGGCCUGUCUACCUUCCGGCCUGCCGCCGCCAGCUUCCGCGUGACCGCGUCGGCGUCGCUGCCUCCUCAAGCCGACGAGCCCUGCGCCCCUACCUCCAGAGUCUCAAAGAAGCCAAACAAGCAGCAUCAUUUGUGGAUAAGGAAGGAUUCAGCUGGGUCAGGGAAAAAGGCUCUUCGUCUUGUUAAUACUGUUUCAAAGUUACCAAAUGAAAAAGAAGCUGUUUAUGGUGCAUUGGAUAAGUGGACUGCCUUCGAGCCCGAGUUCCCUACUAUUGCAGCAGCAAAAGCUUUGGAAAUGUUGAAAAGGCAGAGACAAUGGCUAAGAAUCAUCCAGGUAACCAAGUGGUUGAUGAGCAAAGGCCAGGUGCUGACAUGGACAACAUAUGAUACACUACUGUUGGCUCUUUUUAUGGAUGGAAGGAUGGAUGAGGUUGAGUCAAUUUGGAACAAUAUCAUACAAACUCAUACACGUUCAGUUCCCAAGAGGUUGUUCUCCCGGAUGAUCCUGAUAUAUGACAUCCGCCAUUGUCCAGACAAGGUUUUGGAGAUAUUUGCUGACAUCGAGGAGCUAGGGGUGCAUCCAGAUGAGGAUACAACAAGAAGAAUUGGAAGAGCAUUUGCAGCUUUAGGCCAGGAAGAUAAAGAAAGGCUUGUACUCAAGAAAUACUUGAAAAAAUGGAAGUACAUCCAUUUCAACGGCGAGCGUGCUAGGGUGCGAAUGGGAGGACCUUUGGCAUAGCAAGCAUUCUCUCAAACGCUUGAAGCAUGUAGGGAGAUGACCCGGAAGGACGUACCUCUACUGUAUCAGUUAGGGCAAACGAUCCGAGUAUAGUCUCAUUUUGAGUUAAAAAAAAGUAUAAUCUCAUUUGUGGUUACAGUCUUUCCUGAGGUUGUAUGAACAGUUGUCAUUCCUCUUAUAUGAAAGUGAGGAUGUAAUGCUCUCUGUAGGAAAUAAACAAUAUACUCAAUACAAUCACUAAGAGCAAGUAUAAUAGCAGCCUAUAAGCCCGCUAAAUGGUGAUGUGGAGAAGAGAGGAGAAGCAGAAGCGGGCUAUAAGGUUAUAGCCAGCUCGGACACAAGAACUAAAAAAACUCUAUGAGAGAGACAUGUGGGUCCUGGAUUAAUGAUAAAGAGCUAAUUACUAUAUGGGUGAGCUAAGAGAAGACUAUAAAGAGUCUUAUAGCUAGCUUGUCGACUAUAUUAUUAGCUUUGCUCUAAUAAGCUACUGUUAUUCUAGUUAAUAACAAGAUGCCAAAGUUGCAAUGUUAUAAACAAGUACGACAAA
This is a messenger RNA of Oryza brachyantha (malo sina), 1549 nucleotides long. Its product is annotated as pentatricopeptide repeat-containing protein At4g18975, chloroplastic. The record is from RefSeq and is a predicted model, not a curated record. Lineage: Eukaryota; Viridiplantae; Streptophyta; Magnoliopsida; Poales; Poaceae. Bases 103 to 1002 code for a protein of 299 amino acids. Gene Ontology annotation, molecular function: protein binding. The transcript has 5 exons.